GCGCGGCCUUACUUUGGUGUGCACCAUCUUCGAGCCCGAAAAUCCGGCCCACACCGCCAAAACCGACGAGAAAGCCGUGGUCGUCUGUUGCCAUGGAAACGCUUGCUCUCGCUUGGACGCCUUUCUUCAGGUCUACUGCUUCCUGCCAUUGAACAUUGCAGUCUGCUGCUUCGACUUUUCUGGCUCAGGUAUGAGUGGUGGCGAGUAUGUGUCUUUGGGCUACUUCGAACGUGAUGACCUCGCAGCCGUGAUCCAGAAUCUACGAGAAAAGCGCGGCUACACUCGA
This is a messenger RNA of Symbiodinium sp. CCMP2456, 286 nucleotides long. Lineage: Eukaryota; Dinophyceae; Suessiales; Symbiodiniaceae. The record is from the annotation of a GenBank genome assembly.